Messenger RNA from Labrus bergylta (ballan wrasse), 1133 nucleotides. The record is from RefSeq and is a predicted model, not a curated record. Lineage: Eukaryota; Metazoa; Chordata; Actinopteri; Labriformes; Labridae.
AGAGAGAGAGAGAGAGAGAGAGUCCUUCAUUUUAAGUGAAAUGUAACAUGUAGUUUGUUGGUCUGCUCAGAAAGACAGAUCUCUACACCUGUUGCUGAUGAGGAGUUGGACCGUAUUGUAAGCGAAGUCCACAGAAGUGUCCAAACACCGGCUACAAGCUAAUGCGUGGACAUUUGAAUGCUAGAGGUGUGCGUGUUCCAAAGUGGAUGCUGAGGGAGUGUACAUGAGACGUCUACGGCUGCAUGUAACAAGACGACGGCAGUAUUCUGUUCCUGGCCCAAACUCUUUAUGGCACAUAGAUGGUCACCACAAGCUUAUAAGGUGGAGAUUUGUUGUCCAUGGUGGGGUGGACGGAUUCAGUCGACUGGUGGUCUACCUGAAUGUGGCUGGCAAUAACAGGGCUAGCACUGUCCUACAGAGCUUUAUCAAUGCCGUUCAGCAGUACGGGCUGCCGUCAAGGGUACGGUCUGAUAAAGGAAGAGAGAAUUCAGACGUAGCAGAAUUCAUGAUCAGGAGCAGAGGUACCAACAGGAACUCUCACAUCACAGGCAGAAGUGUACACAAUCAGCGAAUAGAGAGGAUGUGGAGAGAUGUUUAUGAGCAUGCCCUAGACCUCUUCUAUCAGAUCUUCACUUCAUUGGAAGAUCAGGGAACACUCAAUCCAGACAACCAAGUCCAUCUUUAUGCCCUGCACCGGAUCUUCCUUCCCCAAAUUCAGAGAACCCUCAGCUCCUUCAGAGAUGCUUGGAACUUUCAUGGACUUAGAACUGAAAGGAAUCAAUCACCUAAUGAACUCUGGAGAAGAUACAGAGAGCAAGGCCCCAUGGAGGAUCCUGCAGAGGUUUAUGAAGACUAUGGGAUCGACUGGAAUGGGCCUCACAAUCAGCAUGGAGACACUGUGUCAGUUCCUGAGAUUCAGAUGGCCCGUGAGCUCUCAGAUGAAGAGGUUGCCAUUUUGCCAGUUUCAGGAGUUUCUUUAAAUGAUGCAAUUGGAUCAUAUUUGGAGACAGUGCAAGUUUUGUCAAGAAUCAUUGGAGACUGAUAUCUUAACCAGGCCUUUUAUUUUAUUUAUUGUGCAAAUGUCACUCAUGAAUUAGUUAACUUGAUUUGUCAAUAAAAAUCUGAAAUAAUAA